Molecule: messenger RNA, 4038 nt
Organism: Lutra lutra (Eurasian river otter)
Lineage: Eukaryota; Metazoa; Chordata; Mammalia; Carnivora; Mustelidae
Gene: TTLL8
Product: tubulin tyrosine ligase like 8
Exons: 10
Coding region: 85-2148 (687 amino acids)
Biological process (GO): protein polyglycylation; cilium assembly; cilium movement
Cellular component (GO): cilium
Molecular function (GO): protein-glycine ligase activity, initiating
Source: RefSeq, a predicted model, not a curated record
AACACACUGAAGGCAAAGAAAAUCAAGAAGCGGCUCUGGAGAAGAUAGACGACAUCCAUGAUGUGAUGGUUGGUAAAAAACGAAAUGCCAUACUUCCUCUGGACUAUCAAGAGGGACGUGGUCGACUAUCACAGCCUGAGCUGCGACCAGAUGCUGAACCACUACGGGAAGACGGUCUCUUUCACCACCAAGAUCGGGCUGUGUGUGAACAUGAGGAGCCUGCCGUGGUACGUCCAAGCCGACCCUGACUCCUUCUUCCCCCGCUGCUACAGCCUCUGCUCUGAGAGCGAGAAGCAGGAAUUCCUGGAUGACUUCCGGCGCACGGUGGCCUCCAGCAUCCUCAAGUGGGUGGUCAGCCACCAGAGCCACAGCGGAGGCAAGCCCGGCGGCAGCGGGGAGGCCUGUGACCCCGGCCCCAGCAACUGGAAAGCUUCCCAGAGUGCGGACUCCAGGCUCACAGGCCUCUCGGGACAGCUCGUGGACACUGCGUGCAAGGUGUGCCAGGCCUACCUGGGGCAGCUGGAGCACCGGGACAUCGAUGUCCCCGAGGACACCGGCAAGGGCCUCACGGAGGACGAGUGGAAGGACCUGACAGAGCAGUACUACUCCCUCAUUCAUGGUGACGCCUUCAUCUCCAGCUCAAGAAACCACUUCUCGCAGUGCCAGGCUCUGCUGAACAAAAUCACGUCCGUGAACCCGCAGACGGAGAUCGACGGGCUUCGCAACAUCUGGAUCAUAAAGCCAGCGGCCAAGUCCCGGGGCCGAGACAUCGUGUGCAUGAACCGCGUGGAGGAGAUCCUGGAGCUGGUGGCGGCCAACCACCUCUCUGCCAAGGACAACAAGUGGGUGGUGCAGAAGUACAUUGAGACCCCGCUGCUCAUCUAUGGCACCAAGUUCGACAUCAGGCAGUGGUUCCUGGUCACCGACUGGAACCCGCUGACCAUCUGGUUCUACAAGGAGAGCUACCUUCGCUUUUCCACACAGCGCUUCUCCCUGGAGAGCCUGGACAGUGCCAUCCAUCUGUGCAACAACUCCAUCCAGAAGCACCUCAAGAACGACAAGGACCGCAGCCCCCUGCUGCCCUACCACAACAUGUGGACCAGCACCAGGUUCCGGGAGUACCUGCAGAAGCGGGGCCGCGGGGCUGUGUGGGUGGGCGUCAUCUACCCCGCCAUGAAGCGGGCCGUCACCAACACCAUGCGCGCGGCCCAGGACCGCGUGGAGCCGCGCAAGAACAGCUUUGAGCUGUUCGGGGCCGACUUCGUCCUGGGCCGCGACUUCCAGCCCUGGCUCAUCGAGAUCAACUCCAGCCCCACCAUGCACGCGUCCACGCCCGUCACGGCCCAGCUGUGCGCGCAGGUGCAGGAGGACACCAUCAAGGUGGUGCUGGACCGCAGGGCGGACCGCAGCUGCGACAUCGGCAACUUUGAGCUGCUAUGGAGACAGCCUGCCGUGGAGCUGCCCCCCUUCCACGGGGCCGACCUCUGCGUGGAGGGUGUCAGCGUGAGGAGAGCCAGGAAGCAGAUGCCACCCAUCUCCAGCGUGAAUUUUCCGUCUUCCCUCUUGGACAUUCAGCCCCUGAAAGUGAGGUGCCCCUCAGCCAUGCCCAGCCCGCCUCUGGGAGCCCCCACCACGGCGCCGCAGCAGGACCUGAGGCUGGAAGAGGCACAGGCCGGGCCCCGCACCUUCCCCGCGCCCCUGUGGGGGGCCGCCGCCAGGAGCCGCAAAGCUCGGUCGGCCACCGCCCCGUCGGUCGGGAAGCUCGAGUUCCCCACUUGUAACGUAGACAGCAGGGCCCCGAAAACUGGUCCGACCAACGCUGAGUCUGACAGACCCUCGGAUCUGAAGAUACCAAACGAGCCCUCACUGUCGUCUGCGCUUCCCAGCGUGAAGACGGCGGAGGGCGCCCUGCUCCAGCCGCCCAAACCGCCAGGUACCAGUGCAGGGUCGGCUGGGGGUGGCCUGCACCCCAGGCAGGGAGCGGGUCCCCAUGUGGGCAUCAGCCUGAGCUCAGAGCGGGCUCGGGGGCACCCCGGCCCCAUCCUGGGACUGGCCGGGCUUGGGGACGGUGGGGCUCCUGCGGCAGUGGUAGGGACCCCUCACGGGACGGGGUGGGUGAUAGACUGUCUCGCUCCUCACGUGACCUAAUGCUCAUGGGGGAUCGAACGGUGCCAGGUGCCAAGGGCAGGCGCCAGCGAUUCCUGGGCUCUUGCCUUCAGUUGUCUGAAGUUCCUGAAGGAGCUGACUGUGUGCGGACUGGGAGCCUGUCCUCGGCCCGGGCUCAGAGCACCGGUGGACAGGUGUGGGGGGCCCCCAAGGCUCUGGGGGUGACCCUGCCGUGUCUGAACCUCAGUGCACCUCUAGAGGCGUCUGGCACCCAGUGGUGGCCUGAGAGUCUGUGUGAUGAAAAGGCAUGAGCCAGGCCUCCCCCAAACCCCCCGCUGGUUCUGCCCCAGGACAUUUGCCUCCUCAAACACACCGUGUUCCCUCCACCUGCCUGGGGCUCGGUCUCUUUCUCUCUCCUGCGCCCUUCCUCCCUCCUUCCCUCCUUUUCUCCUCACCUCCCUCCCUGGCACCAACCUCUUUGUCCCCCCAACCCCCCAUCUGUCUGCAGCCUGUCCGUCUGUGUCUCCUAGAGCGUAGGUCCCUAACGCUGGCUCACCGCAGCACCUGGGGCUGUGCAUGACACGUGGCCGGGGUCAGUGAGUGUUUGUUGGGUGAAGGCGCACAGACCGGCUCCAGAGUCGUGGGCUCUGGGCUCAGGCUCCGGGAGCACAUGCCUUCAGAGCUGGCGGUGCCCUCGGAGGACAUCCCUUGUCCCGCCUUCUUUCCUCGCCUUGUGUCUGCUCUGUCGCGGGGGCUGGCCAGCCCCACUGCUCAGCAGCUUGCCUCUGUGAGGACGAUUUCCAGGGUGUUUUUGCUGUUAGGAAAACACCAUGUACUUUUCAUAACACACUGUGCGGCUCUCGACGGGUAUCUUCCUAGGAGUGAAGCAUUGAUGGGGGGCUCAGGGGUUGUCACAGAGCAGCACCGACGGGGUGGGGCUGAAAGACGGAAACGUAUUCUUGCGAAUUCUGGAGCCCGAAGUCUGGAAUCAUGGUGUUGGCAGCGCCACGCUCUCCAAGGCUGUGGGGAAGAGUCCCUCCUUGUCUUUUCCAGCUUCUGGUGACCACUGGCCAUCCCUGGUGUCCCUUGGCUUAUAGAGUGCCUCCCCAGGCUCUGCCCUGUCUUCACACGGUGCUCCUCCUCUGAGCCUCUGUGUCCAAAUUUCGGUCUCAGAAGGACACCACUGUUAGAUUGGGGCCUGCCCUCCUCCCUCCAGUGUGACAGCUUAACUCAAUGCCACCUGCGAUGACUAUGUCUAAAUCAUGUCACAUUCACAGAUUGCACGUGGACAUGAUCCUGUGGGGUGGGGCUGUUGGACCUGGUCCACUGAGCCGUGUAGGCGUGGCUAACAGGGGUGCCCUUGGACUGCACUCUCCCUGAUGGCCAUCACCCGGCUGUGGCCAGCCCUGGGCGUUGAGAGACACCCUAAGGCCUCUGGACACAGCGCCAUGGGACUCCUUUGCCUUUCUCCGCUGACCAAUAAAAUGGCCUAUUUUCAGACAUGUGUUGGCCAUUUACUUUUCCUCUCCUAAGCACUGCCCACUCGAACCUUUUGUCCAUUUGUCCUCAGACUCACGGGUCUGUUGCUUUUGGAUUUGUGGGAGCAACGUCAACUCUGGAUUCUCCUUUUUCAGUUGACUCUUUUACAAAUACUGUCCCCCACUGUGUGAUGUGUCUUUUGCUCAUUUAUGGUCUCUUUGGAUGUAAAUCCCCCUUAAUUUUAAUAAACUUAAGCUGGUCAACUUUUCCCUCUAUGGUUGGAGACUUUUAUGCCUUAUAGCCUUACCCUGAGGUCAUGAAAAUAAUCUCCAGCAGCUUGUUCUAGAAGCGCUGCUGCUCCUGCUUUUCAGUCUCUAAUGCUCCUGGAGCUAAUUUGCCUGUGGUGUGACAGGAGGUCCUAUCACAGUGUUACAGGGGUACCCAACUGUGGAA